This is a messenger RNA of Synchiropus splendidus (mandarinfish), 4202 nucleotides long. RefSeq names its product sema domain, immunoglobulin domain (Ig), transmembrane domain (TM) and short cytoplasmic domain, (semaphorin) 4Gb (gene sema4gb). Gene Ontology annotation, biological process: positive regulation of cell migration; axon guidance; negative chemotaxis. NCBI's taxonomy places the organism in Eukaryota, Metazoa, Chordata, Actinopteri, Syngnathiformes, Callionymidae. The transcript has 15 exons. The record is from RefSeq and is a predicted model, not a curated record. Bases 188 to 2833 code for a protein of 881 amino acids. Gene Ontology annotation, molecular function: chemorepellent activity; semaphorin receptor binding.
GGCACUCAGAAUGAUCAGUGUGACUUGGUGUCUCCAUCUGGAGUGGAUUUUAUCCGGAUCCCAGGACACGCAGACUGGAUGUUUUCCCAACUGAAGGACAAUCGGACACGAUCCAUUUCUUGGCUGCAGUUCUUCCCCCAAACGAAUGCAUUGAGCCUUUGCUUGGACAGGAGUCGGGGUGUUAAAUAUGGAAGGCCUGAUUUCCAUCCAGCCCUUGCUGCUGCUCACAAUCCUGGCCUGUGGGCUUCAGUUGUGGGCCUUUCCAUUCAGCCCGUCCCUGGACUUGGAUGUGACUCCUAGAACGACGGUGUUUUCCAAAGGUCUUCUGGGCAGUUCUCGCUUCAGCAGCUCCUCACAGAACUACAGCACGCUGCUGCUGGAGGACCAGGCCGGACUGUUGUAUGCUGGAGGACGAGGAGCUUUGUUUGCCCUCAACACCACAAAUAUUUCAAGUUCUGCUAACCCCAGAAUUGAAUGGGACGCAUCUUCCGAGCAGAAGAAACAGUGUUUGAACAAAGGAAGAGACAACCAGACAGAAUGCCACAAUCACAUACGCUUCCUGCAGCGCUACAAUGAAACCCACCUGUAUGCCUGCGGCACAAACGCGUUCCGACCGCAAUGUGCUUAUAUUGAUGCAGAGCGGUUCAACUUCUCAUCUGGGUUUGAAGAUGGAAAAGACAGAUGUCCGUACGACCCGGCCAAAGGAUACACGGGUCUGCUUGUAGAUGGGGAGAUGUUCACAGCCUCUCAGUACGAGUUCCGCAGCUCUCCAGACGUGCGCAGGAACUUCCCUUUCCCUACUCUCAGGACAGAGGAGGCUCCCACCAGAUGGCUUCUGGAGGCAGAUUUUGUGGGCUCCGUGCUGCUGAAGGAAAGCAUUAACAGCUCGAUUGGAGAUGAUGAUAAGAUCUACUUCUUCUUCACUGAGAAAAGUCAGGAGCAAGUCGCCUACCCAAGCCAGACCAAAGUGUCCAGGAUUGCUCGUGUCUGCAAGACGGACUGGGGUGGUCAGAGGACUCUGCAGAGAAAGUGGACCUCCUUCCUAAAGGCCAGGAUGGUUUGUUCGGUUCCAGAAUAUGAGCUGCACCUCAAUGUCCUUCGGAGCGUGUUUGUCCAGCGGGGACGUGAUGCCCAAAGCAGCAUCAUAUAUGGUGUCUUUGGUCUGGAAUGGAAGAAUAUCAAAGCCUCAGCCAUCUGCCAGUAUUCUUUCUCUGAUGUGCAAAAGGCUUUUGACGGUCCAUACAUGGAAGUACAGGACGGCAAGUGGAGGGAGUACACAGGGAAGGUUCCAGAGCCAAGACCUGGAUCUUGUAUCACAGAUCUGCACCGGUCACAGGGCAUCAAUUCAUCGCGAGACCUCCCUGACAUUGUCCUGACCUUCGCCCGGCGACACCCUCUUAUGGCCACUCAGGUGCUGCCCAUUGGAUUGCGGCCUCUGAUGUUUAAAAGAAGUGUCAACUAUGUGAAAAUCGCUGUGCACAAGCAACUGGCACUUGAUGGAAACACCUACACUGUUCUGUUUCUGGGAACUGAUGAAGGCUGGCUGCACAGAGCAGUGGACAUUGAAGGAGAAAUGCACAUAAUUGAAGAGCUGCAGUUGUUUGACAAACCUCAACCCAUCGAGAGCAUGGUCAUUUCCAACAGUCUGGGCACCAUCUAUGUGGGCUCAGACUCCGCCAUUGUCCAAGUACCUAUGUGUGCGUGCCAGAGAUACGCUUCCUGUUACGACUGCAUCCUUGCCAGAGACCCAUUUUGUGCUUGGGACGGAACCGCAUGCGUUGAAACGUCUUCGUUCAGAAACAUAUCUAAUCUUAUCCAGGACAUCAGGACAGGGAGCAAAGGCUGCAAGGAGAACUCCAGAACAGCUGUUCAUCGGAGGCGCUCGGUUAUGUCGGGGGAUGACGUGCUAUUGCAGUGUGAGCUUCACUCCAACCUGGCAACACCACGCUGGACGCUAAAUGGCAGAGAGCUCCCGGGGUACGACCUGAAUUCUGGCUACCGUGUUGGCACAGAUGGGCUACUUAUUAUCGGGGCUCGGUCACAGCAGAGUGGGUCUUAUCGUUGCUUCGCUGUGGAGAACUCUGUGUCUGUCCUGGUCUAUCUGUACACGGUGCGAGUGCACACAGAUACCUACUUUCCCGUAGAGAACACUGAUACAAUGACACCCUCCACGGCAGCGAGUCCAACUACUGCUCCCUCAACCACCCCUCCAGAUAGCCCAGUGACCUCACAUCCAGUCCCACUGACUCCAGGACUUCAGCUCCAGACCUUCAGGCACAUGGAGGCGGUGUACAUCUCCUUGGUGGCAGUACUUGGAGGUCUCUGUUUGGUUUUGUCCGUGGUCUUGCUUUACGUAAGCUUCUGCACCAGGCGGAACUCUCAGUCCAGAAAAUACUCCCAUCAGGGGCUGACAGUCCUGGGGGAGCCUGAAAGAAAGCGAAGUUCCCAUUUUGAGAUGAAAACUAUCACUAACCACUGUAACGGUCGGCAGGGUCGGCGGUCCAUCUCAGUGCCAACAUUUGGUGACAUGAGUGAUGGUUUUCUUCAAAUUAUACCGGGUGAUGGGCAGCUGUCUCCAAGUAAGACCCCGCCCCCUGCUCCUCCUCUCCCAAUGCCUCCUCCCCUGCCCAACCUGGACUACACCAACGGGCUGUCAGCCACUCUGCCCAGCGUACUAAGGAAGAUGAACGGCAACAGCUAUGUGCUGCUAAGGCAGGCCGACCCUGAAGGCAUGUCUCCCCUCUACCAUUCCUUCACAGAGGAGCUCAACCGCAUCCUGGAGCAGAGGAAGCACACACAGCUGGACCUCAAACCGGAUGAGAGCUCCAUCUAGGACUCUCAUUCCCCGUCUAUUUAUUGUCUCCUUCUAAUGUGCAUACGGUAUGGUCCGGGCUCUAGAUUUUGAGAACUUUGGCCACAGAAAGAACUGAUACUCUGAAUGAAGAACUUACCUCACCCCAAGGGCAAAGGAUGAAUCUGACUGAUAUUUUUGUGUAAGUGAUCAGUGCCAUUUGAUAUUAGCCUUCUCUGGAGCUUGACGUGACAAUUCCUGCCAACAUCUUUUGUGCAUUGUUACAUGCAAAAGUGUUCAUGUUUGUAGGGAACGCUAGAGUUGCUAAUUAUGCUUUACAUAUCGAUAACCUAAGUGUCUGAUCCGGCGUGUUGCACCUUAACUCUUCCGUGUUUGUUACAUUGAGUACUCUGCGUUAAAUAAUCCAUAGGCAAGUAGAAGGUUUGAUUUUAAUAUUAACCAUGGUAUAAUUGUGUGUUCAGAAAACCUAUAUUUUGAUGAUCAAGGAACAGAUGUACCAAGAUUCCAGACAGAAGGUGGAACAACCGAUCACGUCCAAUUUCCAUGCCACAGUAUGUGGUUUGCAGCAUGGUGAAUUUGGAAAGCCCCAACAGCAUGAAGCCGCCUGGUUCAGUGCAGGACCAUGGAAAGCACUACAACAGUAUUAUUUAAUAGAGGUAGAUGGGUCACAAUAGCAGAAAUUAAAUGCAACAAAAGUGCUUUAGCCCAAAACUUGCGUAGUCUGACAGGAUAGGAUUUGUGACUGGUGCCUUUGUUUGCUGGACUGCCCAGGACUUUUUGGAGCGUGCGGUCACAACAAUAAAGAACACUAUUUGCCAAUUUUGCCAUUGUCAUCUAAAUGUAGACAAAAAGACACAAUUCUGACAUACAAAGUUUUGUAAAUGUAACUCUAGGUGAGAAACAUAUAACUUCACAUUUUCUCUGAACAUGCUACACAUUUCUACCUGUGUAGAUAUAGACAAACCAUUAAUAAAAUAGGCCCACAAAAGUUUAAAUUGGUAGAAAAAAAGUUGAAAAUGUCAUCAACAGACUAAAGGUUUCAUGUUUUGAAGAGGAACAGCGGGAUUCGGAAAAAUUAGAAAACGAAAAGGCCAUUUAAUUUUUUUUCUUCUGGUAGAUGUCUUUCCUGCUGUCAUGUUUUUGUACAUUGACUUUUGUUGCAUAUCCAUGACCUGAGAGUCAUAUCCUGUGUUUUGCACCGUUUUUUUUAAGCUGCUGUGGAGGUUUACUCUGUAUUUCUAUAUGACCUGAUGAGUUCUCUGAUGAUAGUUUGACAACAGUAACUCUCUGUUGUCAUCUUCUUAUUUUAAGGUUUAAGCAUGUGUUGAUUAUUUCCACUGUUACACAUUUGGAUACCACAAAAUGCAUUAAAUGUGGAAUUCCAGAUCCA